This is a messenger RNA of Colletotrichum chrysophilum, 651 nucleotides long. RefSeq lists its product as uncharacterized. The record is from RefSeq and is a predicted model, not a curated record. The coding region runs from base 1 to 651 and encodes 216 amino acids. Lineage: Eukaryota; Fungi; Ascomycota; Sordariomycetes; Glomerellales; Glomerellaceae. The transcript is spliced from 2 exons.
AUGGCGAACCUUUUCCCGGCUUACAAGAGGGAGUCCUUUGCGGAUGCACGCUGCGGCCAGCCGUUCCCCGUCAUGAAGCUGCCGGUAGAGAUCCGCCUGAUGAUUUGGGAAUACGCUCUGCCGCACUCCCGUGUUUACGAAGUCAUGGACGCCCCGAAUGCAAGCCAGAAGACGCCCGCCGCUGCAGGGCUCAUGUUCGCCAACGUUCGAGAUGAACCACCACCAGCCCUUGGCGGAGUCUGCCACGAGACGAGAGUGUUCGUCCUGCAGCGCUACAGACCUCUUACACUGUCCGUCACCACAAAAUACGUCGAUUUGUCGCGCGAUGUCCUCUUGCUCGAGCCGUACUUGCUGGUCAAGCGGCUGCUCCGCACGCUGCACUUUUUCAGCCAGAUCCCCCUUGUCCGAGACAGUCUCAGCCGGCUUGCAUUUGGAACGUCGUACGGCUUGUACACGGGCAUCUGCCACCCCGUCCUCAGUUGGAAAGUCUCCAAGACGAACAUGGCGACGCUGCUGGCCCGCCUCGCUAAAUUUUCGAAACUGAGAAAGCUGGUCUUUGUCGUCCAUCAGGAAUUCCAGUUCGACUUUGACGUGCAUUACCCGUACGCGGCACCGCAAUCUGCGAAUACCCCGACACCCGCAUUCAAAUGA